Cavenderia fasciculata is the source of this 822-nucleotide messenger RNA. RefSeq lists its product as uncharacterized. Bases 1 to 822 code for a protein of 273 amino acids. The transcript has 6 exons. NCBI's taxonomy places the organism in Eukaryota, Evosea, Eumycetozoa, Acytosteliales, Cavenderiaceae. The record is from RefSeq and is a predicted model, not a curated record.
AUGAAUAGUAAUUGGUUUCUUGUGAUGACAGUAGCGACACUACUACUUUGUUGUCAUUAUUCAAAUUCACAACAAACUAUUCCUGAUGAUGAACUUCAAUCAGCUAUUUUUCUUAUUCGACAAUAUGGACUACCAGUACCACAGAAUCAGUCUCUAUGUGAUCCAUUUUAUGCUGGAUCAAAUGUACAUGCAAGAUUUUUGAAAGAGAUCAUUGAUAUUUACCUCUACAUUAUUUAUUUAUUACCUUUACAUUAUUUAUUUAUGGAAUCUAGUUAUUUCAAUUCCUAUACUCGAAUCGAUGGUGGCAGUCCCUCAUCAACUUUGACAACAUUGACUAUGCCUGCUUUGAAAAGUAUCCAUUUAGAUUGUAAAGGUGUUGUUGUCAAUCAGUCAAUCAAUAUUCUAAAGUUGCUCAAAUCGGUCAAAAGUUUGAGUAUAAUUGAAUUGCUUUAUGAUACAUCGAUCAGUUACAUUCCAAGCGAUUUUAAUAACUUUCCUAAUCUUGUUGAUUUUCAAUUAACCCUCGACCAACCAUUAAUAAUACCUCGUACAUUUCUAAACAACUCUGUCGAUCUUCAAUCAAUCACUAUCCAAUUUCCAGUUUCAUCUAUUACGAUUGACGAUUCUCUCUACUUUCCUUCUCUCUUUUCUGAUUAUUUUUAUUCCAAUUGUAUCAAUGGAUCACAUCAUAUCAAUGUAACCUCUAAAUCAUUUCCAAAGCUUUCGGUUUUUGCUAUUAACGCUCUUCUAGGAUCAAACACGACAGUCUACUUUAAUCUAGAUCCAAGUGACACCGUAAAAAAGAGAUUAUCAGAAAAUUAG